AUGGCCGAGAAGGGCAGCCGGAACGAGAUGAUCGCCCACGACAAUGUGUUCUACAGUGGUGGAUGGUGCGCAGGCGAAAUUCGACCCGAGUACGCGUGGACCUUACUUGUUGUUAAAAACGACAAGUUCCCUCUCUCGAGACACCGGCUUUUGCGAGUGUUCCCAGAGUACGGAAUGGUUUACGAUCGCGCACAGAGAAAACAACCCGAACCAGAAAAGCCAACAUUGCGUAGCAGACGGAAAAAGCAACAAGAGAAACAAGCUGUCCUUGAUGAUUUAGUCAAGAAUUACAAGAAACAGAAGAGCGACAGGCGAGAGCUGGAGUCGGAGAUCGAGAUCAUCGGACAUAAACUCCACAAACUGAAUGUUGUCGCCCAGACAACAAAGCUGGAAGUCGGUGAAUUGAGGAAGGACAUUCAGACAUUGACUGGGAUGGUGCGUCAACUUUCCUCUAACCAGUCCUAG
This is a messenger RNA of Penicillium cinerascens, 465 nucleotides long. RefSeq lists its product as uncharacterized. Bases 1 to 465 code for a protein of 154 amino acids. The transcript has a single exon. The record is from RefSeq and is a predicted model, not a curated record. Lineage: Eukaryota; Fungi; Ascomycota; Eurotiomycetes; Eurotiales; Aspergillaceae.